AUGUGCAAAACCCCACACAUCCACACACCCGCGUGUCAACCCAAAUUCGGCCAGCGACCGCCGGGACCGUGCGCAAUGGGGUUCUUCACUAAAGCAGAUACUCCCACGGUUCCACCUAACAAGUCGAAACGUAGAGAAUGUUGGGAUGCCAGGGACGAGUUUUUUGAAUGUCUCACCAAAAACAAUAUAGAUAACUCGCUUGAUCCAAAUGUGAAGGACCAAGUCGAAUCACAAUGUGGUUCGCUUCGAGCAACAUUUGAGAAUAAAUGUGUGGAAAGUUGGUACAAGUACUUUCAAGAAAAACGAUUUAGUGAGAUCAAGAAAGACAAGUAUAUAGCCCAGCUCGAAGCACAAGGCGCACAGCCACUUCCCUUUAAAUUGAGCCCCAAGAAAUGA
Messenger RNA from Meyerozyma guilliermondii ATCC 6260, 396 nucleotides. RefSeq lists its product as uncharacterized. The transcript has a single exon. Gene Ontology annotation, cellular component: mitochondrion; mitochondrial intermembrane space; respiratory chain complex IV. Bases 1 to 396 code for a protein of 131 amino acids. NCBI's taxonomy places the organism in Eukaryota, Fungi, Ascomycota, Pichiomycetes, Serinales, Debaryomycetaceae. Gene Ontology annotation, biological process: mitochondrial respiratory chain complex IV assembly. The record is from RefSeq and is a predicted model, not a curated record.